AUGUUUGAUGAGGAUGAAAAAACGACCACAUUAAAAAGUAUUGAAUUUUUAGAUCAUACAAUAGAGAUUUCAGAUACAACAGAGCAGGAGAAUAUUGGAUUUUUGAUAAAGGUCGUCGAACAAGAAAUUUCAGAAUUAUGUUUAAAAUCUAAAGCACUGAAAAAAAUGUAUGACAAAAAAAUUGUUUAUUUGACUGGAGAAAUGGAAUCAUUCAGUAAUCAAUUUGACAUUUUAGAGAAAGUUUAUAAUUUAAUGAAUCAACAGUACCCUGAAGACAUUAAAUUUCAUUCCAAAGACAAGAAAACUAAAAGUUUUGAAUUCAUUAAGUUUAUGGAAAAGCUGGUUCAAAAUGUUAAAGUGCAGAUGCGGAAAGCAUCUAUUGCAUCCAAUGAUAUAAAACAAGAAUACACAAAACUUUGUAGGAAUGAAUAUAUUGAAGAUCAUCCUGUUUCCUCAUCGGACAUUAAGUUACUAGAAAUUGCAAAUGAAAAAUUGGAAAUUGAAUUAAGUAAGGAGAACCAAGUUUAUAUGGAUUUAAUACAUUUAAGAGAUAGCUAUGAAAUCAAAUUAAAAAAACAAAUAAGAAAAUUUUCUAAAUCAAAGGAUAGAAAACAAAAAUUAGAAAGUGACUUGAAAUCCUAUGAGAAAAGAUUAUUAUCAUUGAAUAAAUAUAGACAGAAGCUUCAUAAUGAGCUGAUUCAGUUAGAAGUUGAGAAGAAAAGAUUGGCCCAACUUCGUCAGUUUGCUUUUGAAGUUCCUACCCCUAAGCAAUACAUUGAAGAAAAUGAAAAAUAUAAAAAACGACUUAAGGAAACAAAGAAGUUUAUAAAAGUUUAG
Nezara viridula (southern green stink bug) is the source of this 837-nucleotide messenger RNA. The record is from the annotation of a GenBank genome assembly. NCBI's taxonomy places the organism in Eukaryota, Metazoa, Arthropoda, Insecta, Hemiptera, Pentatomidae.